GUCGCUGCGAUGCCAGCGCGCAGCCGCCACCGCCCCCGGCUCCACUCCGGCUCCCCGCCCCGGGCUCCGCCCCCGCCUCCGCCGCUAGAGGCGCUUCACUCCGGGGAGGCCCGGAGGGCUCCGGACUCCGACGUCGGAGGCUCGGACCCCGACCCGGAGGUGGGUCCGGGGAGCCCAGCUCGGACUGCGGAGGUGAGCGGGAGCUGAGGCUGCCGAGAGGGGAGUCUGGGGGGCGCCUGCAGCCCAGGAAAGUGGAGGAGGAAAUGGCCAGUCCUAAUCAACUCUGUAUUCGCCGUUGGACUACGAAGCAUGUAGCUGUUUGGUUGAAGGAUGAAGGCUUUUUUGAAUAUGUGGACGUUUUAUGCAAUAAACACCGACUUGAUGGGAUCACCUUGCUAACAUUGACUGAAUAUGAUCUCCGAUCUCCUCCUCUGGAAAUCAAAGUCUUGGGGGACAUCAAAAGGUUAAUGCUAUCAGUCCGAAAACUGCAGAAAAUACAUAUUGAUGUUUUAGAAGAAAUGGGUUACAAUAGCGACAGUCCAUUGAGUCCCAUGACCCCUUUCAUCAGUGCUCUUCAGAGUGCAGAGUGGCUCUGUAAUGGGGAGCUUUCGCAUGACUGUGAUGGACCUGUCAUCACUGAUCUGAAUUCUGAUCAGUACCAGUAUAUGAACGGUAAAAACAAGCAUUCUGUUCGGAGAUUGGACCCAGAGUACUGGAAGACCAUCUUGAGCUGUAUAUAUGUUUUUAUAGUAUUUGGGUUUACAUCUUUCAUUAUGGUUAUAGUUCAUGAGCGAGUGCCUGACAUGCAGACCUAUCCACCACUCCCAGAUAUAUUUUUAGACAGUGUUCCACGAAUCCCAUGGGCCUUUGCUAUGACAGAAGUAUGUGGAAUGAUUCUAUGCUAUAUUUGGCUCCUGGUUCUUCUUCUUCACAAGCACAGGUCAAUCCUUCUGCGAAGGCUCUGUAGUCUGAUGGGCACUGUAUUCUUGCUUCGCUGCUUCACCAUGUUUGUGACCUCCCUCUCCGUGCCAGGACAGCAUCUGCAGUGUACUGGAAAGAUAUAUGGCAGUGUAUGGGAAAAACUGCACCGGGCCUUUGCCAUCUGGAGUGGCUUUGGUAUGACCCUAACUGGAGUUCACACUUGUGGAGAUUACAUGUUCAGUGGCCACACCGUCGUCCUAACUAUGUUGAAUUUCUUUGUCACUGAAUAUACACCAAGAAGCUGGAAUUUCUUGCACACUUUAUCCUGGGUUCUCAACCUCUUUGGAAUCUUCUUCAUUUUGGCUGCCCAUGAACAUUAUUCCAUUGAUGUGUUUAUUGCCUUUUAUAUCACAACAAGACUCUUUUUGUACUACCACACUCUCGCCAAUACCAGAGCAUAUCAACAAAGCAGGAGAGCAAGGAUUUGGUUUCCCAUGUUUUCUUUCUUUGAAUGUAAUGUUAAUGGUACAGUACCUAAUGAAUAUUGUUGGCCAUUUUCAAAACCAGCGAUAAUGAAAAGGCUGAUUGGAUAAAAACUGUCUUUGUAAUGAGUUUGUGAUUAAAUAUACAGUAGUUGUCGAGAAUGAAUAACUUUGCUUUCUCCCCUACGAUGUUCCUGGAGACCUUGCUUUUGGGGGUUACACGCUGAGUGUCCUGUUCUGAGCAAGGUAGUGAUUAUAGAAAGCAAGAAAGAAAACACUAGAGUCUUAUUUAUCUCUUUGAACAGAUCCUUAAGUCGGUGUUUUCUGCCCACUCUCUUUAGGUAUACUUAAUGCUGUGAUUGAAGUCAGGCAGUUACCCUUACCUAUUAAGUAUUUGCUUCCUGAUCUGAAGCAGAUCAACUUAAGCAAUUUCUUGGUUGAAGGAUUUUUUUUUCUUUUUCUAGGAGGACUCUAUUAAAAAAUAAUGAUGAUGAUGAAUUUUGAAACUUAAUAUCUUAACAGGAAAAAACCCUACCAAGUGAGCCGUACUUGUUCUUUGAACUAAACUCUGUCAUACAUAUAUAUGCAAUGAUAUUUGGGGGUGGUAAGAAGUGAUCUGUUUUACUAAUAAGUCAUUUUUGCCUUCUAACCAUCUUUAAGAAAAGUAUACUGGUUCGAGCCCCCAGCUUCCCACCUGCAGGGGAGUUGCUUCACAGUUGGUGAAGCAGGUCUGCAGGUGUCUGUCUUUCUCUCCCCCUCUCUGUCUUCCCCUCCUCUCUCCAUUUCUCUCUGUCCUAUCCAAUAACAACAUCAAUAACAACAAUAAUAACUACAACAAUAAAACAACAAAGGCAACAAAAGGGAGUAAAUAUUAAAAAAAGAAAGAAAAGUAUACCGAACAUAUCAAGACACCUGGAACAAGAAAGGGAAUGAAUAGGGUUACAAAUAAGAUGACAAAGUCCUCAUGAGGAAAGCCACCAGCCUCCUUAUUAAUGCAAAUAUAGUGCUGGCAUUUUUCACCAAAACUUUAACAAAAGAUGCAGUUCCUAUUUUGCUCUGUGUGUUCAGUAUGACAACCAGUAAGUAUUCAUGAUAGAAAAAUGACUGCACCCAUAAAGUAAAAUUGACUUAAUUUUAGUGAUAAUAGGUAUUUGGAAUAAUUUUGUGGUAUGGUUGUUAGACUGAUGAUACCCAGUGUUAGGCUUUUUUUUUAAUUCUUUUUUUUUUUAAAGAUUUUGUUUAUUUAUUCAUGAGAAAGAUAGGAGGAAAGAGAGAAAGAACCAAGCAUCACUCUGGUACAUGUGCUGCCGGGGAUCAAACUCAGGACCUCAUGCUUGAGUGCACAAUGCUUUAUCUACUGCACCAUCUCCCGGACCACGUGUUAGGCUUUCUUAAUGAUACUGAUCUUGAGCAAAAUAGUGGAGUGUUACCAGAUGCUAAAGUUCUUAUGUUUUUAAACAGGCAGGUGUGCAGGCAGGUCAUAUUUUUCCUCUUUCUGAGGAAAUGAAAUUUAUAGCAGGUUGCAGGCAUAAUAUGACUUUUGGGUUUUUAAAUUCCUCAUUCUUAGUCAUUGGAAGUAAGUAGUUACAACCAUAUUUGUAUACAAAAAGUUGUUUUGUUUUGUUUUUUGUUACCAGACCACUGUUCAGCUCUGGCUUAUGGUGGUACAGGGGAUUGAACCUGGGACGUUGGAGCCUCAGGCAUGAGAGUCCGUUUGCAUACCAUUAUGCUAUAUACCCUCUGCCCCCCCCUUUUUUUAACUUUUAAAUACAGGUGUGUAUAUACAUUUUAUUUUUAGUCUUAAUUUGGUAGCCAGGAAAUGUUAUAAUUUAAUUGCUGUUUACAACACUAAAUGUUUUAAAUACUUUGAUCUCUGUGAUAUUUGUCACUUUAUUUUAAUGAUUUUGUAUAGUUAUGACAAUAGAAUGGUUAUAAAAUUGGAAUUUGAACUCUAACAAUGACAUUAGUCACUUGGAAUAAUAAUUGUGUGGUUCUUUCCAUUCUAUUAUAAGAUAAGGAGUUAGAACAAGUGCUAGAAAAUUAAGAUAAAAUUAGGCCUCUUCGAAGAAGCUUGCUUCAUAUAUAAGUGAAAUAAUAUAUUUUUUGCACUUUUACUCAUAUUACCAGCUCCAAUGUAAGCUAUAGAGAAAUCUUAAUGGAGUUGCAGAAAAGUAUUAUUGUGCAAAACAUGUUUUGGGUAGCCCCAAUUUGGAGCUUCUUUUAUAUUUGAGAAGUGGCACAGGGCAGUUCAAGUUUUAUUAUGCCAUAGAGUCUUAUAGUAUUGGGAGCUGGGCGGUAGCACAGCGGGUUAAGCGCACGUGGCACAAAGCUCAAGGACUGGCGUAAGGAUCCUGGUUUGAGCCCCCGGCUCCCCACCUGCAGGGGAGUCGCUUCACAGGCGGUGAAGCAGGUCUGCAGGUGUCUGUCUUUCUCUCUUCUUCUCUGUCUUCCCCUCCUCUCUCCAUUUCUCUCUGUCCUAUCCAAUAGCAACAACAAUAAUAAUAACUACAACAAUAAAACAACAAGGGCAACAAAAGGGAAUAAAUAAAUAUUUUUUUAAAAAGAAUCUUAUAGUAUCUUAGGUUGUUGAUUCUAUUGCAUACUGUGGACAAAAAUGCCAGCAUCUCACUUAAGGAAAUUUCAUAAUCAUGAAGGGGGUGGGGGAAGGUGUGCUUCCUAUGCCAGUUAGAGUAGUUUGAUCCUUGAGGUUAAAACAUAUUUACUGCCACUGUUUUCAAAUGAAUUAAAAGAACCAGAUUUACUAGUUAGCUAAUACUGAUCUUUUGGAAAAAAUCUGUGGCAACAUUAGUUCAGGAUGUUAAAUAGGGCUGGAGAAACUGCAUGGAAAACACUUUUCUUCCCUGAGGCUCUGAGUUCCCAGAUUCAAUCUCCAACCUCAGCACCACCAUAAACCAGAACUGAGCAGUGUUGGGGGGGGAGGGGUAAAGAGCUACUUACUUUUCUUUGUUCAUAAGGAUUCUAUUCUCCAAUUAAAAAAUAGAAAACAAAAAUGCAACUAACUAUGCAGAGCUAUUGACAUUGAGAGUAUAUAAUAGCAUACUGCAAUGAGGAUUGUAAACAAAAAGAAGAAAACUUUUCAGCCUCUUAAUCUGUUUUGAGAAAAAGGCAAGUUCUAUUUAUAAUUUAUUGUUAUAACUAUAACAAAACAGUGUUGACAUAAAUCAGUCAUCUCCAAGUCUUUUUCUUGUAAACUUUGCAACAAAAGUCUUUCUUUUUUAAAGAUGAAACCUAUAUUUUAGUCACUUUUUGUACUGUCCAGAAAUUUUCAGAAAUUGUUUUAGUAUUUCUGCUUAAAAACUAAACCAUAGUGAAAGUAGUACUUACACUUGGGAUGUACCCAGGUAUAGAAGCAGCAUGCCUUUAAUACACAUGUCCUUUUAACCUUGUACAGGUUUCUACAGUUUUAGACAUGUGAGAAACUUCUUUCAUUAAACGCUAAAUUUUAAUUAUAUACAGGGAACCAAGAGAGCUUUUGGUUAUGAAUGAAAAUUGAUGAUUAUAUUAAAAGCCCAUAAUUGAAAACCAUUUUCUAUGUUCCUAGAGCAAUAUUGCUUUCUUUUCUAAGUUCAUUCAGGGUAGUGUUACUGAAGGGUAAAGUUUGUAAGGAAUAAGAGAUUUUAAAGAAGAUAAAUGUGCUGUUAUCAUCAAAUAAUUAGGGAAAAACUUUUGGCUGUGUUAAUAGAAUUCUCAACAGAGCAGUCCUCUCCAUAGUUUGCUUUGAAGAGAAUUGAUAGGGUAAAAAUACAACUUCCAUUGUAAAUGUGGACUGUUCACAAGAGAAAAAAGAGCCUGCUGAUAAAUGUACCUUUGCUACUAUAAGUACUUUCCUUUUCUCUUCUGUACCUGCCUGAGUCUUAAUUACGUGUGAGUCUAAUGAUUUUAUGAUUUGUAAAUGGAGAACAGAGAUCCAAAUUCUUCUAUAGUUUAGAUAAGACCGUCUGUAUUAAGGGCAUUGGUUUGGAAAGUGUUAUUCAUAUAUUCAGACUCAUACUCAUAACACUAACCUUCCUUGACUAUAUUUAGUGAAAGGCAAUUUAAUCAUUAAUUUCAUAUAAACUUUUUUAAGAAUUCUAGUUUAAAAUGCUUGAUAAUCAUAUUCUUAUUUUAGACCCUUUGAUUAAUAAAUAUUUACUAGUCUUUUUGUAGAUUUCGGUUAUUUCUAGUUAAAAAUACCAUGGUAAUACUCAGUUGUCAGUUAUUUAAGGUGUUCAGGCAUUUGAGCUAAGAAAGCUUUCAUUAGAAUUGUCCAUUUGCUUUCUUAAACAGUAUUGGUUUCAUUUAGAUAAGUUUAAAGGCAAUGAAGUAUGUCAGUUUUAAUGCCAAGUCUGUUUAGCAAUUGAGGCAGUUUGUAUUUGUAAAAAAAAAAAAAAACUGGUACAAAUAAUCUGUAUAUACCUGUCAAUAGAAUUGUUAGUGAAGAAGGGGCCGGAUGGUGGCGCACCUGGUUGAGUGCACAUGUUACAGUGUGCAAGGAUCUGGUUUUGAGCCCCCGGCCCCCACCUGCAGGGGGAAAGCUUCACAAGUGGUAAAGCAGUGUUGCAGGUGUCUCUCUCUCUCUCUCCCCCCCCCUCUCCCUCUCUGUCACCCCAUCUCUAUCCAAAUAAAGAAAGAUAAUUUAAAAAAAAAGAAUUGUUAGUGAAGAAAGGAGAGAGGUUGAAGUGUAUUUCCCCCUCUCUGUCAUGAGUGACUAUAAAUGACUAAGUUUACAGUGGAAUUCUCCGCCUUACCUACCCCUCACUCCCAAUGAAUGAUCCUCAACUUCAAGUGACUAAAAUAUGAUACUUUACAGCAAGUUCAGUAACUAUCAUGACAUCUAUAAGCCACAUUUCAGCUACCACUAAAGUUGGUUUUUAGACUGUGAUCUAAGUUGACCAAAUGACCUUUUAUCCAGUAUAUUCCAAAUAAAACUUUCUGCCUCAUGUGGGAGGGAAAGAAAUGCUGUUCAUUUCAUUGUUAUUUCAUUGUUAUUUCAGUCUGAACUACUGGGUUGUCUAAUCAUAGUCAAGCAAUGAUACCAGUUAGUGGUGUCAACUUUAAAACAUUUCUUUUCAAUAAUAGUUUCUAUGCAGAGAAUAUAUGGGUUUUCUGACAUGAAACGAAGGAAGUAGAAGCACGUACUUAGUAGGGAAAGUCAAAGUCAAAUUAGCUUGGACAAAAAUGGGCAUGCUUUGUUUUAAGAAGUCUACCUAAAUGCCACCCUAUCCUCAAAGAAUCUAGUAUUACUCGAAGAUGUGAAAGUUCUUGUGGUAGCCAUACCUUGAAGCACAGUAUUGUAUAUAAGUAAAUAUCUUAAUUCUAAAUUAAAUCCAGAUUUAACUAAUAUAUAUUACUUUAUAUGUUUGUUGUAUUAAAAUGUUAUAAAACACUAAAAAUAAAACAUUCGAAGUUGAAUUGUA
Messenger RNA from Erinaceus europaeus (western European hedgehog), 6820 nucleotides. It is a transcript of the gene SAMD8, whose product is annotated as sterile alpha motif domain containing 8. Gene Ontology annotation, biological process: ceramide biosynthetic process. Bases 264 to 1514 code for a protein of 416 amino acids. The record is from RefSeq and is a predicted model, not a curated record. Gene Ontology annotation, molecular function: ceramide cholinephosphotransferase activity; sphingomyelin synthase activity; protein binding. Lineage: Eukaryota; Metazoa; Chordata; Mammalia; Eulipotyphla; Erinaceidae. Gene Ontology annotation, cellular component: endoplasmic reticulum membrane; Golgi membrane. The transcript is spliced from 6 exons.